GACCCGAGAGGUUGGACACUAGAGGGCGAUGCCCGGCCCUGCAGGGAAACGGAGGGGUAUAAAUACGAGGCAAGAGGGCUGGCGGAGGCAGCCCGGGCGUGAGUCGAGAAAAGCGCUGCGAGCGGCCCGGGAUUUGCGCACGGCGGAGCGGGGAGCAGCCGCAGCCGCAGCCGAAGCCGGGGAGCUCCCCCCACCAUGCGCGGCGGAGGCUCCGUUUAGAUCCUCGAUGGAUCCGGGCAACUUCUACGAGGCGGACCCGCGGCCCCUGAUGAGCAGCGCCCUGCAGCAGCCUCGCCCGCACCACCACCCGCACCACCCCCAGCAGCAGCAGCCUCUGCCCUCGCCCGCCUCGGCGCACCUGCCCGGCGCGCAGGGCUACAGCUACCUGCCGGCGGCCGAGCUGCAGGACAUCUGCGAGCACGAGAACUCCAUCGACCUGAGCGCCUACAUCGACCCGGGCGCCUUCAACGACGAGUUCCUGGCCGACCUCUUCCAGCAUAACAAGCAGCAGCAGCAGCAGCAGCAGCAGCAGGAGCGCGCCGCCAAGGCCGGCCUCGAGUGCGCCAUGCCGGGCGCGGGGCUCUCGCAGGGCGGCGCGCUUUACGGCUACGCGGACAAGCCCGAGGGCGGCGCGGCCUACGAGCGCCUGGGCCUGGGGCAGCACCAGCACCAGCAGCACCCCCCGCUGGCCGGCCUGCGCCCGCUGCUCAUCAAGCAGGAGCCCCACGAGGAGGACGAGGCGGCGGCGCUGGUGGCCCUCUACCCGCCGCCGCCCGCCUGCAGCCACCUCCAGUACCAGGCGGCGCACUGCGCCCAGACCGCCGUGCACCUGCAGCCCGGCGGGCAGCCCACGCCGCCGCCCACGCCGGCCCCCAGCCCGCACCAGCACCCGCACCCGCACCCGCACCGGCUCCACGCCGCCUCCUCGUCGUCGUCGGGCUCGUCGUCGUCCUCGUCGUCGUCGGGGGGCAAGGCCAAGAAGUGCCUGGACAAGAGCAGCAGCGAGUACCGCGUGCGCCGCGAGCGCAACAACAUCGCCGUGCGCAAGAGCCGCGACAAGGCCAAGCUGCGCAACGCCGAGACGCAGCAGAAGGUGCUGGAGCUGAGCUCCGACAACGAGCGCCUCCGCAAGCGGGUCGAGCAGCUCAGCCGCGAGCUCGACACCCUGCGCGGCAUUUUCCGCCAGCUGCCCGAGAGCUCGCUGGUCAAGGCCAUGGGCAGCUGCGCCUGAACCGCCCGGCCCGGGGCCCCUGGCCUCUGCCCGCCAGCCAGCCAGCCAGCCAGCCGGACCGGCGCUCUCCCGGGCCCUCCGCCGCGCCUGCGGGACCCGUCGGGCCGCCCUUCGCCCGCACAGGGGAGGGCUGGCUUCGCCGGGCCCCUCCGGAGCGCACGAUCUGCGCACGAACUUUGACCGAACCGGACUGACUCCGGGGCUGAGCCUCGUUGGCAGAGGUGCCAAAUGUCGUGCCUUAGAGGGGGAGCCGCUCUCGCCCAGGGUGCCUCUCCACAUACCGCCCCCUUGGGGGCAACCGGAGCCUGGAUGUCACGUGUGAACCCGCGAACAGGGACUGAAGCGGGUCGGGGGAAGGCGAAAGCAAGGACUGAGCGCAGCGGUGGGCUGAUGUGCCUGGGGAGUGAUGGGGGCGGGUGGGGGAUCCUGUGGGUGCCAAGAGGGAUCGCGUGCAAUUGGGGUCUUUGCUGCUGCUGCUGCUGUGUUUCAAAGAGGGUUCCCUCCACUAUCAGUAAGGCUGAAGUGGUGCCGGGAGGUGAAUGUUUGGGGAGGGGACAGCUGGGCACUUCAUGGCUGAGCAGAAAAUUCAGGACUCAAAAGGGAAACUGGCGCUGGGGAUGGAGUUCUGGCUUAGGCCGGGUCGCCUUCAACCCAAACCCACCGCUGUUGUCUGUACUAUACACGUAAAACUGUGGCGAAGCACAAAACCGAAGCUGAACAAUACCGACGGAUGCGGGUAUUGACUUAUUCCAAAAAGUCUGUUGGUUUUUCUCUCCUUGGUUACUUCAGCCGUGCGCCUCUCCUCCCCCCCCCCCUCACCUCUCCCCCCAAAUCGGUGCCUUCUGUACUGUGAAAGCCGAGAGGUCCCCUCGGUUGCUGGCCAUAUUUUGUAUUUUAUUGCUUGGAGCCCCCUGUCACUUUCUCUGUCUUGUAAAAAACGUUUUUAACAUUGCUUCUGGAGUUGACUUAGCUGUUCCCAGGAGUGGGCGAUUGCCGCUCAAAAGCACGCUCUGGGGGCCUGGAUCUUGCACACUCCAGCUGCCGGCCCCCUGCUCUGUGAGUCCAAAAGAUUUUGCGACAGACUUGCCCUGUUUGGAGGUGUGGGGGCGGCUGUCCUCUUUGCCCCAACUUUCAGUGAGCACUCUGAACCAACCAAUGCAUCCACUAAGAGUUUCGCAGGGAGGUUAAAACUUUAAAUAAUGCCAAUUUUUAACCAGGUAGAAGAAUGUAAUGGUUAUUUUUUUUUCUUAUUAGUGUGAUGUACCUGGAAAUUUUAUGCAUUUUUAUAUGAAAAUGGUGUAUUUUAAAGCUCAGAUGAUACAGAAUGUUUAAAUUCUUGGUUAAAAUUCAUCAAUAAAAUGCCAAUAUUCUGCCAUAACUUACA
Molecule: messenger RNA, 2615 nt
Organism: Sphaerodactylus townsendi
Lineage: Eukaryota; Metazoa; Chordata; Lepidosauria; Squamata; Sphaerodactylidae
Gene: CEBPA
Product: CCAAT enhancer binding protein alpha
Exons: 1
Coding region: 29-1231 (400 amino acids)
Biological process (GO): DNA-templated transcription; myeloid cell differentiation; regulation of transcription by RNA polymerase II
Molecular function (GO): RNA polymerase II cis-regulatory region sequence-specific DNA binding; DNA-binding transcription factor activity, RNA polymerase II-specific
Source: RefSeq, a predicted model, not a curated record